Messenger RNA from Bursaphelenchus xylophilus (pine wood nematode), 1403 nucleotides. The record is from the annotation of a GenBank genome assembly. NCBI's taxonomy places the organism in Eukaryota, Metazoa, Nematoda, Chromadorea, Rhabditida, Aphelenchoididae.
AUGAAGCGUUCCUACCUGAUGCGACGUCCAGAUUCCGAUGAAGAGGAGGAUUAUUACUCUUCAUCCCGAGAAGUAAAAAACAAACCCAUUGAUUCGCGAUAUGCAGCAGCUUUUGGCGGUCAGAAACCUUCGACUUUUGUAAAAGCUAGCCAUCAAAGUCAACAGGAAUUUUAUGGAAAACAAGAGCUGAUGGGACGAAAUAAACAACAGGAAGAGCCAGUUGAAGCUGCAACUUCGUCGAGGAGGCCGCUAACCGCCGAUGAGAAGAAUAAAUUGUCGGCGAAAAUCUUGAAAGCCGAGAUGGCCGGGAAGAAAGUGAGUUUUUUAAAAUUUUUGUUGUUUUGGAGUUUAGAUCACCAUGACAGGAUGAAAUACGCCGCUAUGGGGCUGUGUGAAGCUAGUAAGACUUAUGAUUGUCUUUGAUUUUCCAAGGAUCAACCGUUUCUUCAAAUUUUCGAUGUUACUCUAGACCUUUUCAGGAUAAAGCUAGAAAAUGGAAGAAACAGUUAGAAUCUGGCUUUGCGGACUCAGACGAUGAAGGUUCCAGCAGUAAGCAAGCAGAAACAAAGCAGGACGACUCUGUUUUACUGAUGAAAAUUGACAAACGAACUGGUGUUAUUCAACCUGCCAGCUCUGAAAGCAAGGUAAGUGUAAAAAGGAAUAUAAAAUUUCAGGUUGAAAUUAGAGUUGGUCUAGAUAACAGAGAAGCUCUCUACUUGUUUUGGGGAUAUUUUUUUCCUCUGGUUCGACAUAUUUUUUGUAUAACAUUAUUCAUGAUGGACUUGGUGAUUUCAUGCCAAAUUUUUUAUGUAUUUUGAUGGGAGAUUGGGAAAUCUAAAGGUAGAAUCUGAAAAUUGACAAAAAAUCGUUUAAUUUGAUACAAUAAUUGAGUUUUUAGCUCUACUAAUUUUGAUUUUAUGGGACUUUUUACACCAAGAAGCUCACCUCUAAUUUUGAUUACUAAAACAAUGUAAAAAAUUAUGACCCUUUAUCGGAUGAUUGUUUUCAGAUGUCCGGAGGCAAAGAUCGAACCCACAAAAGUGCCGUGGACAGUGAAUUCAAUCGGGCCGCCAGCUUGGACGACCUAGUCAGAGACGAAAAGAAAAUUUCUUCAGAGGAUCAACUCGCCAUGUUCAGCAGAGCUGCUAAGGUGGGAAAUCACAAUUUUUUGUGUUUUUUCGUCCUGAAGAAGGUGGUUAUUCUAUUAUCUUAUAUUUUAGAUGACCUCCGGCAACAAGGUUGACGAUGAUUGGGUGAUUGAUGACAAUAUUACCAGCUUCAAACAUAAGAAACGCCAUGAAGAAAAGGAUGCCAAAAAGGAACAUUCGAAGAGAGUUGCAGGUCAGUUGAUUUUGAAUAUUUUGAAGAUUACUGUAUUUUUUAUAAAAUACAGUAUGAUUUGA